Messenger RNA from Myiozetetes cayanensis, 1440 nucleotides. Its product is annotated as serine/threonine-protein kinase PAK 3-like. Gene Ontology annotation, cellular component: cytoplasm. The transcript is spliced from 12 exons. The record is from RefSeq and is a predicted model, not a curated record. Gene Ontology annotation, molecular function: protein serine/threonine kinase activity; ATP binding. Bases 1 to 1440 code for a protein of 479 amino acids. NCBI's taxonomy places the organism in Eukaryota, Metazoa, Chordata, Aves, Passeriformes, Tyrannidae. Gene Ontology annotation, biological process: intracellular signal transduction; protein phosphorylation; regulation of MAPK cascade.
AUGGGAUUGGAUAGUGAGGAAAGGAUGGAGAUGGAUCUGGAGGAGGAUGUGCACGAAGAGAUGGAGAUAGAUCUGGAGGAGGACACAGAGGAGGAGAUGGAUCUUGAGCAGGAAGAUGAGGAGGAGGACAUGCACAUCAAGGAAAAGCUGGAAGCAGAGCUGCAGGAAGCGCAGAGGAAGAUGAGGGCAGUGGAGAGGAGGCGACAGGAAGAGCUAGAAAGAUUCCAAGAGGAAAUCCGUCUCCUGCUUCAGCACUGGGAGGCUCUACAAAACCAGGUCCUGCAAGAAAAGGCACGUGAGAAGACCGCUCUCUUGGAGAAGCUGUGCCAGACCCAGGUCGAGCUGCUCCAAACCCAGCAGCAGCAAGGGCAGCGCAGGCAGGAGGUGAGAGAGGAGCGACACAAUGGGCAGAUCUGCAGAGGCGAACCUGCCAGCGAACCUGCUGCUGCAGCAGCCCCCUGGAACGCAGCCCCCACUCCCCAGCCUGAGAACUCGAGCACCAGCAGUUCGUCCAGCUCACGCCUGGUCGCAGAGCAGCUGCGAGAGCUGAGAGAGGAGGAGGCCCUGAAGCUGCUGAGGAGCAUUGUGAGCAUUGGAGAUCCACUGAAGAAAUACACGGGAUGGGAAAAUAUUGGCCAAGGGGGCUUCGGAACCGUGUAUAGAGCAUUCGAUGCUGUCACAGGAGGAGAGGUGGCCAUCAAGCAAGUCAAGCUCCACCAACAGAGCAAAGAGGAACUCCUGAAAGAGAUCCUGGUCCUGAGGGAUAAGAACCACCCCAAUAUCGUUACCUAUUUAGACAGCUACCUUGUCCGUCAGGAGCUCUGGCUGGUGAUGGAGCACAUGGACGGAGGCUCUUUGAUGGAUGUUAUUAGCGAGACCUGGAUGGCCGUAGGACAGAUAGCAGCUGUCUGUCGGGAGUGCCUGCAGGGACUGGCUUUCCUUCAUUCCAACUGGGUCAUCCACAGAGACAUUAAAAGUGACAACAUUCUUCUGGGCCUGGACGGAGCGGUGAAGUUGGCUGAUUUUGGCCUCUGUGCUCAGCUCACCCCUGAGCACAGGAAACGGAGCUCCAUGGUCGGGACUGUUUACUGGAUGGCCCCUGAAGUUGUGAGAAGCCAACCCUACGGCCCCAAGGUGGACAUCUGGUCUCUUGGCAUCGUGGCAGUCGAGAUGCUGGAAGGAGAGCCUCCUUACUUUAAGCAAAGCCCUUCCAUGGCUCAAGACCUCAUAGCCAGAGAAAGGACACCAAAGCUGCAGAACCCCUGGCUACACUCCUCUCUCCUGCAUGACUUCCUGAACUGCUGCCUGCAGAGGGACGAGGAGAGGCGAGCGUCUGCCCAGGAGCUUCUGCAGCAUCCAUUUCUACAAUCAGCUGAGCCCCUCUCCAGACUGGUUCCUGUGAUUGUUGCAGCGAAGCAGUCCAGGGACUACAGGAGAUAA